CUUUGAGAAUGCAUAUGGUUAUUUGAUACUACAAUCCCCUUUGGUUGCAAUUCUCGCAUAAAGCACCAGAGGGCAGCAGGUCAUAUAAGAAUGAUUUAUUCCACUAUUUCGCAAGGAUACAGGCCUCAAUUAUUUUCGUUCUUAUCCUAAGAAAGGGUUCCAACAAAAAUGAAGAGAAGAUACUAGAACAAAUGUGUGUGUUUCUCUCUCAAAGUUCAGAAUAAAUGAAAAUGGGACGUGGGAACAGUGUUGCGACAGAUCUAGAAGAGAGGCAGUCAGCAAAAUCGGUUUCAAUGGGUAUCUCAUUGCUUGGAAAUAAAAAUAACAAUAAUAAUAAUACCAGAGGUAUGAAAGUUCUAUCACAAGCUAAACAAUACAAUGAGAUAAUACUUCAGUCCGGUGGGCAUGUUAACAUGACCCCAAACAGCACGAAUAAGCGGUCACAUAAGGUUAACACAAUUGUGGUGAAUACAGUUAAACACUCUGUGAUCAGCAUUUCUGCAAAGACGGGUCAACAAAUAGUUGUUGAACAGAAUCCACAUGAUAGAACCUUGGAUAAUACCACUGCUGAAACCAGAAACAGUGUUUUCCAAUUUUGGUCAAAGAUUAAUAAAAGCAACAUGAAUUCUAAUGAGGGGACUAUAAAUACAAACUCAAAGUCAAAAAAAGAUACAGUGAGCACAAUAUCAAAAAAAUUGCUUAACUAUCAAAAUAUAUCUGAAAAGAACUGCAAAAGAUGUACCAUCAACAAUGACUCUGUUGUGACCAUACAGACUCAGAGGAAGAAGAGAGAAGAGCUGAUCUCUUCAAACAAUUUCAUGCAUAUAGACAAUCAUGUCAUUGCUUUGAGUGAACAGAUGAACUUGGAAAAUACUUCUGUACAGGAUGUUGUAUGUAAAAUCACAGAAAAAUCACAGAAUGACCUUGAAAAAUUAAGGGCAAUAUGGAUUUGGCUUUGCCAUAAUGUCACAUAUGAUGUUGAUGGAUUCCUUGGAUUAUCAGAGAAGAUAUUUAAACCAGAAGAUGUUCUGUGGACAAGAAAAGGUGUCUGCUCUGGAUAUGCAAGCUUGUGUAAAAACAUGUGCAGGGAAGUGGGGAUACGAUGCCGUGAAGUAGCAGGAUACAGCCGUGGCACGGAGCACAACAAAGGGCACAGCUUUCACAGGACCAAAUCCAACCACAUGUGGAAUGCUGUGGAGCUGGACAAUCAGUGGUACCUGCUGGACGCCUGCUGGGGAGCUGGCACUGUUGACCUGCAGAACAGAAUCUUCAUCCCAAGCUAUGAUGAUUUCUUCUUUCUUACGGAUCCAGAAGAUUUUAUUGAAACUCAUUGGCCUGAUGACCCAGCUUGGCAGCUUUUGGAUUCAAAAGUAACAUUUGAAGAUUUUGAACAAAAGAUUUUCAAAACCUCAGAAUUCUUCAGGCUUCAUCUUUUUAUCGUUGCCCCAAACGUUUUCCAUCUACUGACUGAUGAUGGUGAAGUUACCGUGUCCUUGGGAUGUUCAUACCAUGUAGAAUUUAGUUAUAAGAUCUAUAAAAUUCUUGAUAAUGACAGAAGUUUGGUUGACAAGAUUCAUGGGAUUUUGACCAUGCAUGAAUAUGGUAUGAGCCUUAGAGUCAUUCCACCAACUGAUGGUAUCUAUGAGCUGAUGAUAUAUGCAAGGACCACAGGCACUAAAGAUUCCUACAAAUGGGUUUGUUCAUACCAAAUUAAAUGUCUGGAACCAAAACGUUCACAGGAGUUGCCUCAAAAUCCUUUCCAUUAUUGGGGUCUACAACAAAAGGCAAAAGAGUUUGGAAUAAAUGGCUUCAAUUUUGGAGGAGAUCUGAUUAUGACAGAAAAUGGUGUCCUGGGUCUAACUUUCAAGACAUCCAGGCCAUUAUUGGCUAUGUAUGAACUGGCACAUAAUGAGUUUACUGGGUCUAUCAGCAAGAAGUGCAUUGUUUCUCACAUUGAAGAAAAACAGCUUAGCUGUCAUCUUUUGCUUCCUUUUCAUGGAUUUUACAGGCUUUCCCUAUUUGUGAAGGACUUGGAUGCAGAACAGUUCAAAAACACUGCAAACCUACUUAUACAGUGCAAAAGCCCCAUAAACCACAAUGAUCUAUUCCCAUCUGCACUUAGUAACCACUGUGGACCUGGUAUCAACUCAAAACUUCAUGGUCUCAUUGACCCAAGUCAUGUAUCUCCUAUCAUAAACACAAAAACUGGAAAAUGCAACAUCACCUUUCAUACACUAUCAGACGUGGAGGUGUUUGCAAUUCUUGAAAAAGACAAAAUAAGCAAUACUGUGUUCUCUUUAGAAAGGUACUGUUUAAUUACACAUUUAGAACACAAAACAAGCAUAAGUGUUCUUAUUCCAGAAUCUGGAUACUACAAAUUGAGUAUCUUUGCAAAAAGUCAAGAUAACCAGGAGUUUGCUCAUGUUUGUGAUUAUGUCAUACGAUGCCUCUCAGAUAAUCACUUGCUCCCUUUCCCAAAGCUUUACAGUGCAUGGCGAAACAGUUAUACAUUACUACAACCUCGAUCUGGCCUCUUAAGUGCGGAAAGCUGGGUGAAUUUUAGAGUGAAAAUACCAGGUGCCUGUAAGGUGGUUUUGAUUGGUCCUGUAAAAACAGAAUUGCAGCUCAUUAAGAAUAAAAUUUGGGAGGGAAGUAUUUUUACUGGUCCCAUUGGCACUCUGAUAAAAUUGGCAGUAAAAUUUACCCAGAAUUCUACAACAAUGGAUAUUGUAAUGUCAUUCAUUACCCAGAUAAAUCUAAAUAUGAUUGAUGGAUCUUCAGGUUAACAACAUUAUGCCUUUAUUUUGGUACUAAUCUCCUGAUGGAAAAUGUCAACACUUGAAUUUUCUGCUUUUAAGAAAUAUUCUCUAAGGUAUUACCAGCAACCUAAUGGAUAUAUUAUACCCUUUCCUUCAGUUUAAUAUAUACAUUGAUUUUAUAUGAUAUAAACAAUAUGUGUUAUUGAUAAUUGCAUGACAAACGUCUAUAUGCUAUUUUAGACUCAUAGAUCCCUAUCAGAUGUAUUAAUCUCUCAAAAGGGAAGAGUGAAACAGACAGGUGUCAUACAGAAUAUGAGGUUAUUGAAGAAGAUAGUUACAAACAAUAUUUAGUAGUCUUAAAGGUUUACUGCUGUGAAAUUGUUCGCUAUUUCGAUAAUACCAGGUAUAGCAUAGUGAAAAUGCUUAAAAUCUCGCAAGACUUUUAGCCAAUUAGAGAGAAGUGUUUGAAAAAUACUGGUUGUGCUGACCACACCCCCUUACUUGUGCAAGGAAAAUUUGAAGAGAAGGUAGCACCUCAUAAAGUAGAAACAACCUUUAUAAAUAUUUUUUCUCAAGCAGGAGCCUGGAAACGUUAAUAAAGGUUGUUUCUACUUUAUGGAGUGCUACCUUCUCUUCUGUUUUCCAUAUACAUUGGUUGUGGAUCUAUGAGAGGGUUCCUGAAGGUGUAAGCAACCUCACCUUUUGUGCAAGUCUGAAUUUCAGUUUAUUUGUCCAAUGCUGGAGUGCUGAUCUGAACUUUGUGCAAGGAGAUCAUCUCUUGGAAGCCAUCUUGUUUCACAACUUUCUGCGAAUAAAAAUGAAAUUGAUAAAUUAUUGAGUGACAUUACUGCAUGAACCACUACCUGGGUUUCACGUAAUAAAUUUAUAUUUCUUAUUUGCACAAUAGUUAGAUUAACUAUCGCCCAUUAUUGGAAGUCAGUGAUACCUACUUUUCAACUCAUUAGAAACAAAAUUGCUUAUUACUACCAGAUGAGCAGCACUGCUGCUGAUUUAUUAGAUACUAAAGAGCAGUUCAUUUCCCUUUGGGAACCGUGGAUUAUGCAUUCAGAAGCCAGAUCCAGACAACAACCAGACAUAAACACUAUUAUAGCUUCUUAAAUUUUGCUAAAGCAUUCCUACCAUAUGCAAAUGCUCAGAUUGAGGGUUCAACCUUCUAUUUGGAGUGGUUGACGGGGAAUUGGUGCCACGUUUGUGUCCACUAGGUAUUGUAUACCACUGAGCUUACUAAUUUUAUAGAAGGUCGAGAGUGAACAUUAUGUGUACCUCCUUGUUUGAGGUCCAAGGCAUAUGAACAUGCACAUUGAUACCCUUUAUAAUACUCAUUGCUGACUCAUGUUUAACAUAUCUAAUUGUUACCUUUGAUGUAAGUGCGGGAUUGUGAUCGUGAUCUGUAAAUGCACGCUUUGUUUUCUGUUAUGUUAUUUUUGUUUUCUAUUUUUGAGGGAAGAAGAAAAAAUAAAAGAAAAUCAAUAAAAAUAUUUUUCAAUUAAAAAUGAAAUUGAUUAUGUGGCCUUGAUCAGAAACUGAAAUAUAAACUACUCUUUGUCCUUGCAUGUUUCUUGGACUUCCAAUACUUAUUGUGUCCAGACUCUGAACAGUCAUUGGUUUAAUCAACCUUGUAUAUUUACCUUUAACUUACACUUGAAUGAACUUUGGCAUCCUUUAACCUUGCCUUGUUAUUUCUGAUGCAUUUUAUACAUAAUUGUUAUCGCAUAUUUUAUAUAAAGUUUUAUAUAGCCUAAAUACUAUGUAUACUAUGUAUAACUCUGUGCUUAGCCUGCCUCCUUCCUGUUCUGCAGCUAGUUUUCAGCCUGUCGUAACCAAAAUAUUGCAAAACCAAUUAUUAUAUGUAUUAUUAUGCUCUGUUAUUUAGAUGAGAAAGUCAGUGUACACAAAAUGUCAAACAGAAGAAAGUAUGUAUUAAAUUAAAAUAACUUGUCACUGAUUCACGGUUAAUGUUCCAGUUAACAGUUGUCUUGAUUAUGGACAAUAAAAUGAUAAACAAUGACCUUUGUACAGUGGAAUGAAUAACAACUUGUUAUUUUUUUUUAUCCAAUCAUUUUUACAGAACCACAAAUAAAAUGAUUUAUGCUUUCUGAAA
This is a messenger RNA of Bombina bombina (fire-bellied toad), 4881 nucleotides long. RefSeq names its product kyphoscoliosis peptidase-like. The record is from RefSeq and is a predicted model, not a curated record. NCBI's taxonomy places the organism in Eukaryota, Metazoa, Chordata, Amphibia, Anura, Bombinatoridae. Bases 225 to 2786 code for a protein of 853 amino acids. The transcript is spliced from 8 exons.